Molecule: messenger RNA, 663 nt
Organism: Aspergillus bombycis
Lineage: Eukaryota; Fungi; Ascomycota; Eurotiomycetes; Eurotiales; Aspergillaceae
Product: NuoB/complex I 20 kDa subunit family protein
Exons: 2
Coding region: 1-663 (220 amino acids)
Biological process (GO): mitochondrial respiratory chain complex I assembly; aerobic respiration; electron transport coupled proton transport
Molecular function (GO): quinone binding; NADH dehydrogenase (ubiquinone) activity; 4 iron, 4 sulfur cluster binding
Source: RefSeq, a predicted model, not a curated record
AUGAGGACUCAAAUACAGAGACUCCACACAUGGAAACAAGCCUGUACAUACAUUCCUAUAACCUAUAGAAGAUUAACACCUUCGGCACUCAAGACCAAACAAAUCCGGCAAUCCUCAACCUGGAAUCCACACACGGUCCCCAAGCUCCCGAGUCAAGAGCAGGGCAUCAGCACGAACAAGAAAGAAGAUAACGGCAAACUUGAAUAUUUCCUAACAACAACCGACCAGCUCAUCAACUGGGCCCGCCAAGGCUCCCUCUGGCCCCUCACCUUCGCCCUCGCAUGCUGCGGUAUCGAAAUGAUGCAUGUCUCCAUGCCACGAUACGACCAAGACCGCCUAGGAAUCAUCUUCCGGGCCUCGCCCCGCCAAUCCGACGUCAUGAUUGUUGCGGGAACAGUAACUAACAAGAUGGCGCCGGCGUUGAGGCAGCUAUACGAUCAGAUGCCGGACCCGAAGUGGGUGAUCAGUAUGGGGAGCUGUGCUAAUGGGGGUGGAUACUAUUACUAUAGUUAUAGUGUGGUCAGGGGUGUUGAUCGGGUAGUUCCUGUGGAUAUUUAUGUGCCGGGGUGUCCGCCGACGCCGGAGGCUCUGAUGUAUGCGGUUUUUCAGCUCCAGAAGAAGAUGAGGAGGACGAAAGUGACUAGGAUAUGGUAUCGGAGGUGA